This is a messenger RNA of Caenorhabditis angaria, 759 nucleotides long. The record is from the annotation of a GenBank genome assembly. NCBI's taxonomy places the organism in Eukaryota, Metazoa, Nematoda, Chromadorea, Rhabditida, Rhabditidae.
UUGGGCUUCAAAGGCUUCGAAAUCGGUUCGCAUGUUGGGGAAAAAAGUUUGGAUCAUAGGGAUUUUUGGCCAUUGUAUAAGGUGAGUUCCGAGCGCGGGAGCGCGAGUGUAGACUGCUGCAAGUUACACUAACUUUUGGGAUCUUGAAAGCCAGAAACGUCAACUGAACCUCAGGUCUGCGAAGAUCUCCAACUGCUCCUCUUCGUUCACCCUUGGGAUAUGCAUAUGUGGAAUGGUCGUCUCGACAAAUAUUGGAUGCCUUGGUUGGUCGGAAUGCCGUCUGAAACCGCGCAAGCUGUGUGCUCUGUGCUGAUGGGAAAUGUGCUCUGCGAUUUUCCGCGGCUCCGGUUUUGCUUUGCGCAUGGCGGAGGGAGUUAUCCGAUUAUUCGCGGAAGAGUUGCGCAUGGUUAUAAGGUGGGUUUUUGAGAUGUCUACUCUGAAUCUACAUAGAAUCUGAAAUAAGAUUCGCAGGUUCGCCCUGAUCUCUGCGCCACUGCUUGUUCUACCCCUCCAAAUCAACUCGAUCAUCUAAUCUGGACUGAUUCCCUUGUCCACGAUCCGAAAUGUCUUGAUCUUCUGAUCUCAACAAUCGGAGAAGAUCAUAUAGUUCUAGGAACUGAUUAUCCAUUUCCACUGGGAGAAUUGGAAGUUGGCAAAGUUGUUGUUGAUUUUUGGAAAAACGAUGAGAAAAGAUCGAAGAUUUUGUGGAAAAAUGCGAUAAAUAUGCUGCAACUUGACGAGAAUUUGUUGAAAAAAUAA